This is a messenger RNA of Eruca vesicaria subsp. sativa (arugula), 1236 nucleotides long. The record is from the annotation of a GenBank genome assembly. Lineage: Eukaryota; Viridiplantae; Streptophyta; Magnoliopsida; Brassicales; Brassicaceae.
AUGCCUACUUUUUCUGCUAUUGCUUUGGAUAGAAUGCUAGACCCAGGGGCUUCCACAUCUUCUGUUCCAAACACAAAGCUGUCUUAUUAUUCAAAGCCGCCGCUGGAGAAAGGUAAAGGUAAAUUACCUAAUGAGAGGACUUUCAGUCGUCCCAAGAUGUCACCGUCGCUCUACGCCACUCCUGAUGCAAUCCCACUACCUAACUCGCCAUCUUCCUUCCCACCGUCUCCUUAUAUCAUCAACCACAAAUCUCGUGGCCCGCGUCUUUUGAAAAGCUCUUCUGAGGCUAAUGUGUCUGAUGAAGCUAUUACUGAUAAUGCCGAAGACGUCAAGGCUUCUUCAAGGAGGAAAUCCACCUCGUUCUCGUUUCCUGCAAGUGAGUCUACGGAAGAGAAUUUUGAUGGGAUUGUUGAUGGUCCUUUUGGUAGUUGGAGUGGAAAGUCGGAUUUGGAUAAUGCUGCCAAUGGUUUAGAGCCGGAAAACAAUCUUCCGGGGCCCAAAGAAGGAAAGGAGAGUGAGUGUGAAGAUUUUUAUGACCCACGUGAAUCAGCAAGCUUCACAAGUAACACAGAGGUAGAGGGUGAUGGAGGAGAGGAAGGUUCACAAAGACUUGCUACACCUGUGGGAGAGUUUUAUGAUGCUUGGGAUGAACUAUCAACCGACAGUGGAAUGCAGAGUUCAAAUAACAACAUUGAAUCUGAACUAAGGGAGAUAAGGCUGAGCUUACUACUUGAAAUCGAGAAGAGAAAACAAACGGAGGAGGCUCUAGAGAAGAUGCAUAUACACUGGCAGAGACUCCGCGAGCAGUUGGCCCAGGUCGGUGUCUUCGUUCCUAUCGAUCCUACCACCUCCACCAAUUAUAUGAACCUAUCAGAAGAAUUACGCUGCCAAGUCGAGGUCGCUAGGUUUGUCUCCGACUCUCUGUCCAGAGGUAUGGCCAAGGCUGAGGUAGAGAUGGAGGUGGAAUCUGUGCUCAAAACUAAGAACUUUGAAAUCACGCGGUUGUCUGACCGUGUACACUACUACGAAGCAGUGAACCGAGAAAUGUCCCAACGAAACCAAGAGGCCAUAGAGGUGGCACGACGAAAGAGGCAGAAGAGAAAGAAGAGGCAGAGAUGGAUAUGGGGAUCAAUUGCAGCAACCAUUACUCUAGGAAGCGUGGCAUUGGCAUGGUCUUACAUUCCUAGUGCAUCCAAACCAUCAUCUGAAGGAUCACAUACUCUUAAGGAUGAUUAA